AAGGGGGUCACUGAUCCUACACCUGCCAUUUGGCAACCUCUCAUUGCUCUCUAUCCAAAAUAAGCCGUGCCGUCUCUUACGAGCUAUCAAAAGAUAAAAUCAUCGUCAUCUUCGUCAUCUCUCUCUACGAGUUGAACUUUCAAAUAAGCUACCCAUGGCAUUGGCUCUUGGUCCCUCACCACUCUGCAACCCCAAACUGAGGAUUAGGUCUCCUAAACACCUUCCAAGAGUAAAUAAGACUUUUGCGAAGCUAACAACUCGCAUUGGAGCAAGCAAAGGAGUUUCAAGUGUUUGUGAGCCUCUCCCUCCAGAUAGGCCUCUUUGGUUUCCUGGCAGCUCACCUCCUGAGUGGCUUGAUGGAAGCCUCCCUGGAGAUUUUGGCUUUGAUCCCCUCGGGUUAGGAUCUGACCCAGAGCUCCUCAAAUGGUUUGCGCAAGCCGAACUGAUGCACAGCCGAUGGGCAAUGCUAGCGGUUACCGGCAUUCUCAUCCCCGAAUGCCUUGAAAGGCUUGAAUUCAUUGAUGACUUCUCUUGGUAUGAUGCUGGGUCCCGGCAAUACUUCACGGACCCCACAACUCUAUUUGUGACCCAAAUGGCUCUCAUGGGCUGGGUUGAGGGGAGGCGAUGGGCUGACAUGAUCAAGCCCGGCUCUGUCGAUAUUGAGCCUAAGUUUCCCAACCGAAAAAAUCCGAAGCCCGAUGUAGGCUAUCCCGGCGGGCUCUGGUUCGACCCGGUUAAUUGGGGCCGGGGCUCGCCCGAACCCGUCAUGGUUCUCAGGACAAAGGAGAUCAAGAAUGGGAGGUUGGCUAUGCUUGCAUUUGUGGGCUUUGUGUUUCAGGCUAUUUAUACUGGAGAAGGCCCAAUUGAGAAUUUGAUGGCCCAUUUAGCUGAUCCCGGACAUUGCAAUGUUUUCUCGGCAUUUUCAUCUCACUGAAAUAUUCGAAAUAAUUGAGGAGCUUAAUAGGUGGAAAAUCAAUGUCGCAUUGCGUACGUUGACGGGUGAAGGAAGCUGAAGAGAAAUUGAAAUCUAGUUCUUUAUCAGAUUAUGGUACUGCAAAUAUUGUUGUUACCAAUUUAUUUUCUCUUCCCCAAACUGUGACAUGCUUGUAUUUUCAUAAGCUAAGUAUGUAUCCUAGUGCAUC
Asparagus officinalis (garden asparagus) is the source of this 1142-nucleotide messenger RNA. RefSeq names its product photosystem I chlorophyll a/b-binding protein 6, chloroplastic. Lineage: Eukaryota; Viridiplantae; Streptophyta; Magnoliopsida; Asparagales; Asparagaceae. The coding region runs from base 155 to 934 and encodes 259 amino acids. The record is from RefSeq and is a predicted model, not a curated record. The transcript is spliced from 5 exons. Gene Ontology annotation, biological process: response to light stimulus; photosynthesis, light harvesting in photosystem I. Gene Ontology annotation, cellular component: membrane.